Molecule: messenger RNA, 1056 nt
Organism: Alternaria incomplexa
Lineage: Eukaryota; Fungi; Ascomycota; Dothideomycetes; Pleosporales; Pleosporaceae
Exons: 2
Coding region: 1-1056 (351 amino acids)
Biological process (GO): mRNA processing
Cellular component (GO): THO complex part of transcription export complex
Source: RefSeq, a predicted model, not a curated record
AUGGCGAUCAACGACUGGGGUCUGCUUUCCCAACCGGAUGAGGAUGCGCUGCACAAUGUAGCCCGCCUACUAGCUGUCGAAGCACGCCCAUACACAAACACGGCCAGCCGCAUACUCAAGCCAGACUUCUUCGAGGAUGCGCGCCCCAGACAACUUCCCUCCCCGCCCCCGGAUGCCUCAGGCGCAGAGGAAGAGGCCGCAGCAGUCGCUGUCGAGCGCGAGCAACAAGCGCACAAGAUCGAGAUAUGGCGGAAAGACAUCAUGAACGAGCUAUCACUGCUGGACUUUGCGAUUGUUCGAUCCGAAUUCACCACGAAUAGCAACCACACCGAGCGCGCGCGUUACGCCGAUGAGAAGACGGCCAUCGAGGCAAAGCAGGAGCACGUGCGCAAGAACAUAGAGAACCUGCGCGUCAGACUGGUCGAGGCGAAAGAGACGCUGGCCGUGCGCAAGACGUACGACGAGCUCACGGAAAAGAUCACCAACAGCAAGAUGCUGAAGCCACGGGACGAGCAAGCACACGCCCACGAGAAGCUGGACCAGGAGAUAGAGGAGCUCAAUUCAGAAGUCCGGUUGGCUAAGGCUACCUGGAAGGAGCGACGCACGCAGUUCGGACGAAUCGAGGAAGAAGCACGCGGCAUGUUGCGCAUGAUCAAGGACGAGAAGGAGGAGGCUGAGCGCAAGGAGGGCAUGAUGAAGGAUGGUGACGAAGAUGGCGAAGGCGAGGGCAGCACCUCCAGAGGAGACGCUAGCCAUGCCGGUACACCGCGACCAGAUGGUGGCAUGACACCUGGGCAUGCCAGCCAGAGCGGAGACGGCUCUUCGUCCCUACGCGUACCACCACAAGAUCGCCUGAAGCCUCUAUCACGGGAAGCUAGCGCCGCGCCCUCACCUGCUAGAUCUGGUGCCGCCGAUGACACAGAGAUGGCAGACCUUGGAGCACACUCAGGAGAUGCCAAUGAUGGUGACUCUUCUGGUCUGGAAGAGGGCGAGGAUCUUGAAGAUGGGGAGGAGGAUGGCGAAGAUCGCACAGACACCAAGAUGGACGAAUCGUGA